Pieris brassicae (large cabbage white) is the source of this 1365-nucleotide messenger RNA. RefSeq names its product RNA-binding protein lark (gene lark). NCBI's taxonomy places the organism in Eukaryota, Metazoa, Arthropoda, Insecta, Lepidoptera, Pieridae. Gene Ontology annotation, molecular function: mRNA binding; zinc ion binding. Gene Ontology annotation, cellular component: cytosol. The transcript has 5 exons. The record is from RefSeq and is a predicted model, not a curated record. The coding region runs from base 146 to 1171 and encodes 341 amino acids.
UAGCAUGAGCCAUGACGCCAUUUUGUGAUUUGUCACUCAUUUUUGUUCCGGUGGUGAAAAUUUAAAAUUAGUUUACGAGCUUUGUAUUUAACUGUGAUAGUAGGUUUUUUGCUUUAAGGUGAUUAUUUAUAUUUAAGAAUCUAAAAUGCCGGGCGCCGGUACUUUCAAAAUCUUCGUCGGGAAUCUGUCCGAUAAAACUACAGAUGCCGAUCUGAGACCGCUGUUCGAAAAAUACGGUACGGUCGUAGAAUGCGAUAUCGUCAGAAAUUACGGUUUCGUACACAUGGAAAACGAGCAAGUCGGCCGCGAAGCCAUUCAAAACAUUAACGGAGAACUAAUUCACGGGCAAGCGAUUAAAAUAGAAGCGGCCAAGAGUCGGAAGGCACCGUCGACGCCGACAACUAAAAUAUUCGUCGGUAAUCUCACGGACAAGACGCGCGCGCCCGAAGUCCGCGAGCUGUUUCAGAAGUUCGGCACGGUUGUCGAGUGCGAUAUCGUUCGUAACUACGGCUUCGUGCACUUGGACGCGUCGGGUGACGUGAACGAAGCCAUCAAAGAGCUGAACGGCAUGAUGGUAGACGGGCAGCCCAUGAAGGUGCAGCUAUCAACGAGCCGUGUGCGUCAGCGCCCAGGCAUGGGCGACCCUGAACAGUGCUACCGCUGCGGUCGCGGCGGACACUGGUCCAAGGAGUGCCCCAAGGCGCUGGGCCCCGACCGCAAUGGUUUCCGCGAUCGAGCAUUCGGCCGCGAUCCCUACCCUCCACCACCGCCGCCGCCGUUCCUUCGCGAUCGCAUGAUGGGAGGAUUUGGGGAUCCUUAUGAUGGCUACUAUGACAGAGCUAGAUUUGACUCUCCAAGGGAUCUGUUUGAGCGUCGUUACCCCGUUGGAAGUUCCAGGGGACUAGAUAUGGGUGCAUCUCGUGCCAGAGGGGACUUUGUUUCACCACCCCUGCGACGUGAACCCAUGCCACCUAUGCCUAGUCUGCCACCAAUGAGCAGAACAAUGGGAUCCAUGAGAUCAUCAUAUGAUACCAUGUAUAGCCGAAGAAGUCCGCCUAGAGGGCCUCAAAUGUCCAGAGGAUUAUAUGAAGAUUUCAGCAGAGAUACCUUUGAUGAUAGAAGGCCUGGGCUCAGAGGACCUUCGCCUUCGAGACGUUACGCGCCAUACUGAGAGGAACCCAACAUCGUAGUCCAAUAGUUUUAAUGUGACGACUUAAUUAUUAGAUAAUCUGAUAUGGACAAUAUAUUGUUCUCAAAGCAAAAUGGUGAGGACUGAUUUGCAGAUUUUUAAAGAGAGAGAGAGAAUGAAUGGAAUGUAUGCAAUGCUAACAAAUGUUUAUAGGUUAAUAAAUAUCAUUUUAAGUA